Eleginops maclovinus (Patagonian blennie) is the source of this 8187-nucleotide messenger RNA. Its product is annotated as protein lava lamp-like. The transcript has a single exon. The record is from RefSeq and is a predicted model, not a curated record. The coding region runs from base 1 to 8187 and encodes 2728 amino acids. NCBI's taxonomy places the organism in Eukaryota, Metazoa, Chordata, Actinopteri, Perciformes, Eleginopidae.
AUGGCACCUUUCCAUGAGCUGCAAAAUGUCUUCUUGAAGCUGACAGGAAGGCGUCGCGCGGACACUUUGAAGACGUCGAAAGCUGAGAAUGACGACUUAAUGCCCAAGAACAUGGCUUUGAGGGAGAAGAUCCAGGGUUUGAGCAAUGACAUUCACAAGAAACAGCAGCUUGGUGAAUUUGAAGAAGGGUCGUCCCAGGACAAACUCGGGGGCGAGCACGAUGUGGUGAGUAGGAUAUUUGGGACUGUCGAAGAGCAGCUCAAGAGCCUACUUCGGGAAAUGCAAUCCAUAAAAAACAGGUUCAGCAGCCUUCCAUGUCAGGGGGAGGAGUACGAGGCUCUGAAGUCCGAGGAACUUGACAUAAGGCGAAAAUGUGCCUACCUCGAUAAAGAGGUGAGGGAACUUAGUGAGAAGAUCCAAAAUAAUGGCACCGUAGAGGCCACCAUGUACCAGGGCAUGAUCUCCAAAAACAACGAAUUGGAGCUUCAACUACAGAAUCUCUUGGAAGAGCGGAAUUUUAAGUAUGAUAAGCUGGCUAGCAUAAAUGCUGUCAAACCUGAGUAUCAAGAUGCACAGUCUAGGCAGAGAGAGCUUAAUGUUCAGAUUGAGGAAGCGCGUUCAGUGAUCCAGUUCUUUAAUGCUACGAUUGAAUCAGUCAUUGAAUGGAGACGGGACACAGAGGAAAUCACCAGAUUAAAUGGUUCCCUUGAAGAAGAACUAAAGUUUCUCAAGCACAGGAAAGAGCAGCUUCAGGAACGUUACCAGCUGUCUAUGGAAGAGAUAGAGGGGUUUUGCUGGCAGCACCAGGCUCUCCAGCAGGACGUUGAGGAUCUCAGGACGGUGUUUGAAAAGGAGAGAAAAGUGCAGAGUAAUAUAGACGCAAUGACAGCGUCAAAUGAGGAGGAAAAGAGUCUAACUGGCAAGUUGCAAGUACAGAUCUCUCAGCUUUCAAAGAGGCUUCUGGGUUUCGAGAAUCUGCAGGGGUCAUACAACAAUGCGAAGGCAGAAGAAGAGUUGAUUUUCCAGCAAAAUCAGUUAUUGCAACAACAGAAAGAGGAGUUGUGUCGAGACCUUCAAAAUGAGGACACCAUGAGGGGAGAUUGCAACGAAAUGGUGACAGCAAAAGUCGCCUUGAGCAAUGAAAAUGUCUUGCUGCAAAAAGACAUUUUGCAGCUCAAGGAAAGGCGUCAGCGUUUCGUGGACCUAGAGGACACUUUCAAGGAGGCGAAAGCUGAGAAAGAGGGGGUUUGCUGGCAGAACCAGGCUCUGCAGCAGGAGGUUGAGGAUCUCAGGACGGAGCUUGAAAAGGAGAGCACAGCACAGAGUGAGAUAGAUGCAAUGACAAGGUCAAAUGAGGAGGAAAGGUGUGAAAUUGGCAAGUUGCAAGUAGACGUUUCUGAGCUUUCAAAGAGGCUUCUGGGUCUCGAGAAUCUGCAGGGGUCAUACAACAUUGCGAAGGCAGAAAAAGAGUUGAUUUUCCAGCAAAGUCAGUUAUUGCAACAACAGAAAGAGGAGUUGUGUCGAGACCUUCAAAAUGAGGGGAUCAUGAGAGGAGAUUGCUACGAAAUGGUGACAGCAAAAGUCGCCUUGAGCAAUGAAAAUGUUUUGCUGCAAAAAGACAUUUUGCAGCUCAAGGAAAGGCGAAAGCGAUUCGUGGACCUAGAGGACACUUUCAAGGAGGCGAAAGCUGAGACAGAGGACUUAAUGAGGAAGAACACAGCUUUGAGGGACACGAUCCAGGGUUUGAGCAAUGAGGUUCACAAGGAAAAGCAUCUCAGGGUAAAGUUUGAGGCCUUGAAUGCAUCCAAUGAGACCCUGAGGCAUGAUAGUGACGCCAUGGGGAAGGAACUUGUGGAUCUCAAUCAACAGCUUGGUGUUUUGAAGAAGGGUCGUUGUCAUUUGGCGACACUUGAUCACCUGGAUGAUUUGAACGUGGAAAAUGACUACCUGCAAAAGAAUUUGGAGAAUGUCAAGAAAGAGAUCGAUCGUAAGAAACACAAACUCCUCAAACUGGAAGUCAGCGAAGCAGCCUCCCAGGUGAAACACAGGUUCCUGAAAGAGGUGCUCUCUGAGGCCCAGGACAAACUCGGGGGCGAGCGCGAUGGGGUGAGUAGGAGACUUGGGGUUGUCGAAGAGCAGCUCAAGAUCCUACUUCGGGAAAUGCAAUCCAUAAAAAACAGCUUCAGCAGCCUUCCAUGUCAGGGAGAGGAGUACAAGGCUCUGAAGGCCGAGGAACUUGACAUAAGGCGAAAAUGUGCCUACCUCGAUAAAGAAGUGAGGGAACUUAGUGAGAAGAUCGAAAAUAAUGGCACCGUAGAGGUUAUGUUCCAGGGCAUGAUCUCCAAAAACAAGCAAUUGGAGCUUCAACUACAGAAUCUCGAGGAAGAGCGGAAUUUUAAGUAUGAUGAGCUGACUAGCAUGGAUGCUGUCGAAGCUGAGAAACAAGAUGCACAGUCUAGGCAGAGAGAGCUUAAUGUUCAGAUUGAGGAAGUGCGUUCAGUGAUCCAAGGCUUUAAUGCUACAAUGGAAUCGCUCAUUGCAUUGGGACGGGACGCAGAGGAAAUCACCAGAGUAAAUGGUUCCCUUGAGAAAGAACUUAAGUUUCUCAAGCACAGGAAAGAGCAGCUUCGGGAACGUUACCAACUGUCUAAGGCCGAGUUAGAGGGGGUUUGCUGGCAGAACCAGGCUCUCCAGCAGGACGUUAAGGAUCUCAGGACGGAGCUUGGAAAGGAGAGCACAGUGCAGAGUGAGAUAGACGCAAUGACAGCGUCAAAUGAGGAGGAAAGGAAUCAAACUGACGAGUUGAAAGUAGAGAUUUCUGAGCUUUCAAAGAGGCUUCUGGGUCUCGAGAAUCUGCAGGGGUCAUACAACAUUGCGAAGGCAGAACAAGAGUUGAUUUUCCAGCAAAGUCAGUUAUUGCAACAACAGAAAGAGGAGUUGUGUCGAGACCUUCAAAAUGAGGGGAUCAUGAGAGGAGAUUGCUACGAAAUGGUGACAGCAAAAGUCGCCUUGAGCAAUGAAAAUGUCUUGCUGCAAAAAGACAUUUUGCAGCUCAAGGAAAGGCGAAAGCGAUUCGUAGACCUAGAGGACACUUUCAACGAGGCGAAAGCUGAGACAGAGGACUUAAUGAGGAAGAACACAGCUUUGAGGGACGAGAUCCAGGGUUUGAGCAAUGAGGUUCACAAGGAAAAGCAUCUCAGGGUAAAGUUUGAGGCCUUGAAUGCAUCCAAUGAGACCCUGAGGCAUGAUAGUGACGCCAUGGGGAAGGAACUUGUGGAUCUCAAUCAACAGCUUGGUGUUUUGAAGAAGGGUCGUUGUCAUUUGGCGACACUUGAUCACCUGGAUGAUUUGAACGUGGAAAAUGACUACCUGCAAAAGAAUUUGGAGAAUGUCAAGAAAGAGAUCGAUCGUAAGAAACACAAACUCCUCAAACUGGAAGUCAGCGAAGCAGCCUCCCAGGUGAAACACAGGUUCCUGAAAGAGGUGCUCUCUGAGGCCCAGGACAAACUCGGGGGCGAGCGCGAUGGGGUGAGUAGGAGACUUGGGGUUGUCGAAGAGCAGCUCAAGAUCCUACUUCGGGAAAUGCAAUCCAUAAAAAACAGCUUCAGCAGCCUUCCAUGUCAGGGAGAGGAGUACAAGGCUCUGAAGGCCGAGGAACUUGACAUAAGGCGAAAAUGUGCCUACCUCGAUAAAGAAGUGAGGGAACUUAGUGAGAAGAUCGAAAAUAAUGGCACCGUAGAGGUCAUGUUCCAGGGCAUGAUCUCCAAAAACAAGCAAUUGGAGCUUCAACUACAGAAUCUCGAGGAAGAGCGGAAUUUUAAGUAUGAUGAGCUGACUAGCAUGGAUGCUGUCGAAGCUGAGAAACAAGAUGCACAGUCUAGGCAGAGAGAGCUUAAUGUUCAGAUUGAGGAAGUGCGUUCAGUGAUCCAAGGCUUUAAUGCUACAAUGGAAUCGCUCAUUGCAUUGGGACGGGACGCAGAGGAAAUCACCAGAGUAAAUGGUUCCCUUGAGAAAGAACUUAAGUUUCUCAAGCACAGGAAAGAGCAGCUUCGGGAACGUUACCAACUGUCUAAGGCCGAGUUAGAGGGGGUUUGCUGGCAGAACCAGGCUCUCCAGCAGGACGUUAAGGAUCUCAGGACGGAGCUUGAAAAGGAGAGCACAGUGCAGAGUGAGAUAGACGCACUGACAGCGUCAAAUGAGGAGGAAAGGAAUCAAACUGACAAGUUGAAAGUAGAGAUUUCUGAGCUUUCAAAGAGGCUUCUGGAUUUCGAGAAUCUGCAGGGGUCAUACAACAUUGCGAAGGCAGAACAAGAGUUGAUUUUCCAGCAAAGUCAGUUAUUGCAACAACAGAAAGAGGAGUUGUGUCGAGACCUUCAAAAUGAGGGGAUCAUGAGAGGAGAUUGCUACGAAAUGGUGACAGCAAAAGUCGCCUUGAGCAAUGAAAAUGUCUUGCUGCAAAAAGACAUUUUGCAGCUCAAGGAAAGGCGAAAGCGAUUCGUAGACCUAGAGGACACUUUCAACGAGGCGAAAGCUGAGACAGAGGACUUAAUGAGGAAGAACACAGCUUUGAGGGACGAGAUCCAGGGUUUGAGCAAUGAGGUUCACAAGGAAAAGCAUCUCAGGGUAAAGUUUGAGGCCUUGAAUGCAUCCAAUGAGACCCUGAGGCGUGAUAGUGACGCCAUGGGGAAGGAACUUGUGGAUCUCAAUCAACAGCUUGGUGUUUUGAAGAAGGGUCGUUGUCAUUUGGCGACACUUGAUCACCUGGAUGAUUUGAACGUGGAAAAUGACUACCUGCAAAAGAAUUUGGAGAAUGUCAAGAAAGAGAUCGAUCGUAAGAAACACAAACUCCUCAAACUGGAAGUCAGCGAAGCAGCCUCCCAGGUGAAACACAGGUUCCUGAAAGAGGUGCUCUCUGAGGCCCAGGACAAACUCGGGGGCGAGCGCGAUGGGGUGAGUAGGAGUCUUGGGGUUGUCGAAGAGCAGCUCAAGAUCCUACUUCGGGAAAUGCAAUCCAUAAAAAACAGCUUCAGCAGCCUUCCAUGUCAGGGGGAGGAGUACAAGGCUCUGAAGGCCGAGGAACUUGACAUAAGGCGAAAAUGUGCCUACCUCGAUAAAGAAGUGAGGGAACUUAGUGAGAAGAUCGAAAAUAAUGGCACCGUAGAGGUCAUGUUCCAGGGCAUGAUCUCCAAAAACAAGCAAUUGGAGCUUCAACUACAGAAUCUCGAGGAAGAGCGGAAUUUUAAGUAUGAUGAGCUGACUAGCAUGGAUGCUGUCGAAGCUGAGAAACAAGAUGCACAGUCUAGGCAGAGAGAGCUUAAUGUUCAGAUUGAGGAAGUGCGUUCAGUGAUCCAAGGCUUUAAUGCUACAAUGGAAUCGCUCAUUGCAUUGGGACGGGACGCAGAGGAAAUCACCAGAGUAAAUGGUUCCCUUGAGAAAGAACUUAAGUUUCUCAAGCACAGGAAAGAGCAGCUUCGGGAACGUUACCAACUGUCUAAGGCCGAGUUAGAGGGGGUUUGCUGGCAGAACCAGGCUCUCCAGCAGGACGUUAAGGAUCUCAGGACGGAGCUUGAAAAGGAGAGCACAGUGCAGAGUGAGAUAGACGCACUGACAGCGUCAAAUGAGGAGGAAAGGAAUCAAACUGACAAGUUGAAAGUAGAGAUUUCUGAGCUUUCAAAGAGGCUUCUGGAUUUCGAGAAUCUGCAGGGGUCAUACAACAUUGCGAAGGCAGAACAAGAGUUGAUUUUCCAGCAAAGUCAGUUAUUGCAACAACAGAAAGAGGAGUUGUGUCGAGACCUUCAAAAUGAGGGGAUCAUGAGAGGAGAUUGCUACGAAAUGGUGACAGCAAAAGUCGCCUUGAGCAAUGAAAAUGUCUUGCUGCAAAAAGACAUUUUGCAGCUCAAGGAAAGGCGAAAGCGAUUCGUAGACCUAGAGGACACUUUCAACGAGGCGAAAGCUGAGACAGAGGACUUAAUGAGGAAGAACACAGCUUUGAGGGACGAGAUCCAGGGUUUGAGCAAUGAGGUUCACAAGGAAAAGCAUCUCAGGGUAAAGUUUGAGGCCUUGAAUGCAUCCAAUGAGACCCUGAGGCGUGAUAGUGAUGCCAUGGGGAAGGAACUUGUGGAUCUCAAUCAACAGCUUGGUGUUUUGAAGAAGGGUCGUUGUCAUUUGGCGACACUUGAUCACCUGGAUGAUUUGAACGUGGAAAAUGACUACCUGCAAAAGAAUUUGGAGAAUGUCAAGAAAGAGAUCGAUCGUAAGAAACACAAACUCCUCAAACUGGAAGUCAGCGAAGCAGCCUCCCAGGUGAAACACAGGUUCCUGAAAGAGGUGCUCUCUGAGGCCCAGGACAAACUCGGGGGCGAGCGCGAUGGGGUGAGUAGGAGACUUGGGGUUGUCGAAGAGCAGCUCAAGAUCCUACUUCGGGAAAUGCAAUCCAUAAAAAACAGCUUCAGCAGCCUUCCAUGUCAGGGAGAGGAGUACAAGGCUCUGAAGGCCGAGGAACUUGACAUAAGGCGAAAAUGUGCCUACCUCGAUAAAGAAGUGAGGGAACUUAGUGAGAAGAUCGAAAAUAAUGGCACCGUAGAGGUCAUGUUCCAGGGCAUGAUCUCCAAAAACAAGCAAUUGGAGCUUCAACUACAGAAUCUCGAGGAAGAGCGGAAUUUUAAGUAUGAUGAGCUGACUAGCAUGGAUGCUGUCGAAGCUGAGAAUCAAGAUGCACAGUCUAGGCAGAGAGAGCUUAAUGUUCAGAUUGAGGAAGUGCGUUCAGUGAUCCAAGGCUUUAAUGCUACAAUGGAAUCGCUCAUUGCAUUGGGACGGGACGCAGAGGAAAUCACCAGAGUAAAUGGUUCCCUUGAGAAAGAACUUAAGUUUCUCAAGCACAGGAAAGAGCAGCUUCGGGAACGUUACCAACUGUCUAAGGCCGAGUUAGAGGGGGUUUGCUGGCAGAACCAGGCUCUCCAGCAGGACGUUAAGGAUCUCAGGACGGAGCUUGAAAAGGAGAGCACAGUGCAGAGUGAGAUAGACGCAAUGACAGCGUCAAAUGAGGAGGAAAGGAAUCAAACUGACAAGUUGAAAGUAGAGAUUUCUGAGCUUUCAAAGAGGCUUCUGGGUCUCGAGAAUCUGCAGGGGUCAUACAACAAUGCGAAGGCAGAACAAGAGUUGAUUUUCCAGCAAAGUCAGUUAUUGCAACAACAGAAAGAGGAGUUGUGUCGAGACCUUCAAAAUGAGGGGAUCAUGAGAGGAGAUUGCUACGAAAUGGUGACAGCAAAAGUCGCCUUGAGCAAUGAAAAUGUCUUGCUGCAAAAAGACAUUUUGCAGCUCAAGGAAAGGCGAAAGCGUUUCGUGGACCUAGAGGACACUUUCAACGAGGCGAAAGCUGAGACAGAGGACUUAAUGAGGAAGAACACAGCUUUGAGGGACGAGAUCCAGGGUUUGAGCAAUGAGGUUCACAAGGAAAAGCAUCUCAGGGUAAAGUUUGAGGCCUUGAAUGCAUCCAAUGAGACCCUGAGGCGUGAUAGUGACGCCAUGGGGAAGGAACUUGUGGAUCUCAACCAACAGCUUGGUGUUUUGAAGAAGGGUCGUUGUCAUUUGACGACACUCGAUCACCUGGAUGAUUUGAACGCGGAAAACAACUCAUUGCAAAAGAAUCUGGACCAUGUCAAGAAAGAGAUCGAUCGUAAGAAACACUUCAAGCACGAACUCCUCAAUCUGGAAGUCAGUGAAGCAGCCUCCCAGGUAAAACACAGGUUCCUGAAAGAGGUGCUCUCUGAGGCCCAGGACAAACUCCUUUGCGAAAUGCAAUGGCAGCAGAAAUUCGACACCGCGGUUAUUCAGAGGGACAGCUUGGAGAACGAGCAAAAGAAACUGAAUGAAGACGUCCAGUUUUUCCAAGACAAGCUCAAAUCUCACGGGGAGUUCAAGAAAAGUUAUGAGGCCGUCGAAGUGGCGAAAAAAACUCUUACCAGCGAAAACAGAGCCCUGCAGGAAAAGCUGAACGACCUGCGGAAAAAGUGUCCGGUCGAUGAGCAGGAAGAAGUUCAGGCUCGAAACCGGGAUCUCAAACGCCAGGUCCAGGAAAAUCAGGACCUCAUUAACGGUUAUUAUCGGGACAAUGACACCCUUUGCGAUGAGACCCUUGAGCUCAUGAUAACAGUGCAGGAGAAUAGAGCUCAGUGGGCCAAGCAUUAA